Esox lucius (northern pike) is the source of this 4000-nucleotide messenger RNA. RefSeq names its product monoglyceride lipase (gene mgll). The transcript is spliced from 7 exons. Bases 132 to 1172 code for a protein of 346 amino acids. Gene Ontology annotation, molecular function: lipase activity. The record is from RefSeq and is a predicted model, not a curated record. Gene Ontology annotation, cellular component: membrane. Lineage: Eukaryota; Metazoa; Chordata; Actinopteri; Esociformes; Esocidae.
GUGGAGCGUGUAUGUGACCACAGUCGACCGAGGAGAGCGGAGUUGAACAUAGGGCAUGUUCCGUGACGUAGGUCGAUGAAAGCGUUCCUUCGAAGACGCAGAUUCGCUUGAUGCUGAACGACAGUCAGUGAAUGAAACAAAAAACGGGAAACAUGAAUCUCUUGGUCACUUGCUUGUUUUUCGCCGGUCUGUCCUACCUUUACGGCACCGACCUACUAUCACUUCUACGUAUUUAUGUUGCAGAGUGGGUCCUCGGCGCCUCAAUGCCCGAGCCAGAAGCUGCGUUGCGGACCCCGCAAGGUGUCCCAUACGCCGACCUGAAGCAUUUCGUAAACGCCGACGGACAGCACUUGUUUUCCCGCUACUGGGAGCCGGAUGGCCCCCCAAGGGCUCUGGUGUUUGUUGCCCAUGGGGCAGGAGAGCAUUCUGGGCUGUACGGGGAGAUUGGCCAGACCCUAAAGGAGCAGUCCCUCUUUGUCUUUGCACACGACCAUGUUGGUCACGGCCAGAGUGAAGGAGACAGGAUGAAUAUUAAAGACUUCCAGGUGUUUGUCCGAGACUCCCUUCAGCACAUUGACUUGAUGAAGGGACGACACCCCGACCUGCCCGUCUUCAUCAUCGGACACUCUAUGGGCGGUGCCAUCUCCAUUCUGACGGCGUGUGAACGACCAAACGACUUUGCCGGCGUGGUUCUGAUCGCGCCCAUGGUCAGAAUGAAUCCAGAAUCUGCCACGCCCUUCAAGGUGUUCCUGGCUAAAUUGGCCAACCAGAUUGCUCCAAGUCUCUCGCUGGGCUCCAUUAAGUCAAAAUGGAUUUCAAGGGACCAAAAGCAGGUUGAGGCGUAUGACGCUGACGAGUUGAACCACCAUGGGGGGAUGCGGGUUUCGUUCGCCACCCAGCUGCUUACCGCGACUGAGCAGAUUGAGAGACAGCUCCCCGCCAUCACCUGGCCCUUCCUGGUUCUCCACGGCAACGCGGACAAGCUCUGUGACAUCACAGGGUCACAGAUGAUGUUUGAGCUGGCCCCGAGUAAGGACAAAAAGCUCAAGGUGUAUGAUGGAGCGUACCAUGCCCUGCACCAUGAACUGCCCGAGACAGCGGGAUCUGUACUGAAGGAACUCACCGGCUGGAUCUCUGAACGUCUCCCGGCACCUCCUUCACAGAGCUCCUAGUCUCCUUCUCCCCCUCCUCAACCCCUAACCCAAACCUUGCUCUCUGCGCUGUAUUAUCACUGUAUGAACCAUAAACCCUAACUACAUCUGUAACCACAGCUGACAUUCUCUAAUGCUGACAGACCAGUAGGCACCUCUGGCUAUACGCCAAACCCCUGAACCCCAUCCCUGUGUUUCUGUCUGUGAGACCAUACAGUUUAGGCUCCUCCAGGGAGAAGAGUGAGUCCCAUCGAAGUUUACCUUAAGGUCCGUGACCUUUUACCCCCAGUUUCAGAGUAGGGACGUGCUGAUUUCCUAGGCUGUACAUUAGGGACGGUAGCUGAACCCCAGAGUCCAUGCGAUAUUGACUAGUAAAUAUAUUAGCCAUAUCUCCUUGUCAUGACUUCAAACAGAACCAUGCUGGGAGAUGGGACAGCAGCAAUUCACAGAGGGAUUUUUUUGUCUCCUCCUGUGUAACCACGGUGAUCAUCAGCCUGACAGAAACGUGUCGAAUUCCCCCGAGGCUGCGUUGUUCCCUUUUCUGGGUUGCCGUGGAGACAGGUGGCCUUUGUUCUCUUCUCAAUAUCUGAGAUCCUCUUUUAAUAGAGUCAAACUACUUUUUUUUUACACCCAACGCCCCUGACUGCAAGACAGCUGCCCCUGGUGGUAAUAUAUAAAAAUGGCAGGGUUUAGCUGGCUGCAGUUCAAGGCAGAGAAGCUGCCGGUUUCUAUAGCAGCUUCUCAGAAAGACCCAAUGAAAAAGAGGUUAUGUCCGUUAGAGCUCUGCAACAAAACCAGUUUUGUCGUUACAGUUGAUGGCAUAUAAAUAGACAAUGGCAUCACGUCGCUGAAGUUCCCUAUGUGUUUAGAAUGAUGACACGCCGAAAUGCAUCAUCUUGAUUUAUGGGUGUUUUCCCAAAUUCUGCAUGACUUUAGGUUUAGUUAAUAACUGCAUUUAUGUCAAUGGGAAAUGUUCACAUACUUUAUCGAAUGUAUUUCUAAUGGGAGAGUUUUUUUUAAGCGAGAGACUGUUGAAACAAUUGGCCUAUACUUUUGAGCAUUUAAGUGAAAUUCAAUUUGCGAGAUGAUUUAUGAAUAGACUACUGUUUGUAAAUUGACUUCCUAAGAUAAAACGGUUAUAUUUCAAGGCCAUUUGGACCAUAGUUACUUCUUUAUCAGGGUUUGGUUUGUGGUCUUAGACUUGGGCAAAAUUUGUGUGAACCCAAUGGCCAGUUUUUAAAUUAUACAGUUUUAGGAAUAAUAUACUAGUUUAUUUUCAAAAAGGCGGAAUUUUUUACUUUUGAAACCAAGCACUUAUUUAUAAAUUUCACAUGUCAGACUGCUCAUAGAGAAUGGAAUAGAUAAAAGAUAGUACAAUAUGGAAGACAUAAAAACGAAUAGUCUGUGUCUACGUACACUUUUAUUUAUAUUGUGUACUGUAUUGGUAUAUGCAUUAUAUUGAUGUUUUAAAAAGUAUGCAUGUGAAAUGGAACAUAAUAAGAUUUUUAUACAAUAAACAAGUUACUUCAUUUUUUUUAUUGUGCAUUCAGGAAUAAUACCUGCUAACAGAAGUUGAUGUACAGGACUGAUGUACAGUAAGAAACUGAAUGGCCCUUUCUACAACAAUGUUGCUGAUAUUUUUGCACCAGAGAGUGAAAACAUUGUGAGGACAGUCUUAUAUUGUUACAAGUGCAUUCUUGUUUCUACCCAAAAAUAUGAAUGUUGCCAUUCUACUGAUUCUCAAGUGUAUGUUUCAUGGCAUACACAAAGACUCAAGGUUUAUAAGAAUUGCCUUGAAGCCCAAUCUGACCAAGAAUGUACUUGAACAAACCAUAUUUCUACAAAAAGUAGAGUUUAUUUUAGUAUGUGAUCUGUGUUGCUUUGUGCCUUAUUUCAAUGAACUAUUUGGAAAAUAACCAUUGCUCUUUGGUCCCUAAAGAUUUUGCUGUAGGGCUUAGUAUGCAUCCUCAUGUAACUCACGAGAAUAGUCCAAGCCUCACUGCAGUCAAUGUAGACGGGCCAAUCAGAUGAGUUGUCACCACUUAUAGUAGGUAUUCUGUGUGGACUUGUUGUUACAUCAUUUUAUUCCAUAGAUGUGCUGCAGAAAUAGGUCAAAUAGAUUAAUACUUUGAAAUAGUUGAAUUAGAACCAAUGACAUAAUCCCAAAAGGGCAAACUACAAGCUGAACUGAGUACAGCGCUAAUAAAAUAUUUGAUGUCAAAUAUUUUAUUUGAACUGUACUCAGUUUAGCUUGUAGGAGUUUUUUUUAAGCGAGUGACUGUUGAAUCAAUUGGCCUAUACUUUUGAGCAUUUAAGUGAAAUUCAGUUUGCGAGAUGAUUAAUGAAAAGACUACUGUUUGUAAAUCGACUUCCUAAGAUAAAAUGGUUAUAUUUCAAGGCCAUUUGAACUAUACUUACUUCGUUAUCGGGGUUUGGUUUGGGGUCUUAGACAUGGGCAAAAUUUGUGUGAACCCAAUGGCCAGUUUUUAAAUUAUACAGUUUUAGGAAUAAUAGACUAGUUUAUUUUCAAAAAGGCUAUUUAUUUUAAUAGUCUUUUUUUACAUUUGAAACCAAGCACUUGUUCUCAUUAAUAAAUGACCAAGGUCUGGUUUUGUUUACAUGCAAUAUGUUGCAGAGAGACUUAUGGCAGAUGUUGGACUUCUUAAAUGAAAUGUUAAUAAACUGUUGUUUAUAUUCUUUCAACUGAAUAAAUGUGUUAACACAAACGGCUGUAUAUAAUGUAUGAUAUAUUGAAAUUACUUGUGAUCACUAAGAAAGAAGCAACUGACUACACUAGCUAAAACUUAUUGAAACAAUGUUAUAAAUAAACCUUGAUUGUUGAACUCUGA